UUCUAUGUUCCAGUGUCAUUCUUUGACUUUUGAGUUCAUAGGAAAUUUCCGAGUGCGAGGCUACGGAAUUAUAUAUUUUUCGUUUUACUAAAAAUAGUUUUUUAAAAAUAAUUUUUAAAAAUUAGUUUAUUUUUUAAAAAAUUUGAUUUUUAUUUUUGUUGUGUGAAUGUUCAUCUUAAAAAAAAAUGUAUAUUUUGAAAAUUAACGACGACCCAAAAUGAUUUCUACAAAAACCACAGUUUUAAUGCCCUCCCCUUUGAGUUUCACAUUUGCCACCAAUAAAAAUUAGACAAAAAAGGAGAAAAUAAUAGUAAUUUUUAGCUAGCUAGUUAAGCGUUAAUGGAUAGUGAUAGCAAUAUGGAUUUUGUGAAGCUCGUUGGUGGCGUUGCGCUAGUAAUUUUGUUUCCAUCAAUAAGAGAUGCAGCAGCUUUCGCUGCGAAAAGGUUAAGAAAUAGCAACUUGGUGAAAGUCUUAACCUUUGACCCGAAGUAAAGAACACGCCAGCAAGAGGACCACUAAAACCAACGGAGAUUCAAUUACAGUUUUGAAGUACACAACAUUCUGUACCAAGAGGCAUCCAGGGGAAAAUGAGUAGCAUCUUUUCCAAGUUUUUAAUUACCAUUUUUUUGCUGUUGUUACUGUCAUCAAAUUGUAGUGGGAUAAGAGAUGGAGAAGAUCAGAAAGCUGCCAACGAUACAUGUGUAAUGCGUUGUAGCGCCGCCAAAGAUACACACCAGAUCCAAUUAAGAUUCAACCAUUCGCAUGGGAAAGUUGCCCCCAUAAAUCUGGAUGAUCAUUAUCAAGGUUAUGUGGCCAUCAGAAAUCUGAGUCCAAAAAAUUUACCAAUUCUUUGUACGGUCACAAAUUAUGAAACUGCAUUUACUGCGGAAAUCAAUGAGCUUAUCAGGAGAACCAAUGCGACCGUAAUUUGUGCUCUGCCUGCGAAAGAUAAAACAACAAUGGAAAACGAAUCUUCAACGAGUUACGUGUCUCGCCAUAUGUAUGACAUCACUCACCAAAUUGCUAGUCUACUUGGCAAUUACCAGUGGUUAAAGCCUGGAACGUUUGAUGGAGACGAGUUGGACAGAGUUAGUGACUUAGACAUCGUUGCUUUCAACUUGAAUAGCCGUCCAACGCAAAAUGCAGGUGGGAUUAUUCAAAUGGCUGCUACUUUAUCCUUUUCCACAUCCCGGCCACUUAAGUAUUUUACAGAGUUAAGCAUCGCCGUACUAGUAAGAGCGACUCCCAGGCAGUUUGCUAACACAAGUCUUGACGAAAACCACAUGGAAACACAUAUUACUGGGUUCUGGGUUGAUAUUUUUAAAGCAGCUGCUGCGAUGAUGGACGUCGAUAUCACCUAUAAACUGGUUCCGUUCAACGGAUCUGAUGAUCAAUUGCUGAAAAAAGUUGCUGAUUCGACUUACGAUGCAGCCAUUGGCUUAUCAGUAAUUACAGAAGAACGAUCCCAGCUUGUAGGAUUCUCAUAUCCCUAUUUUGGAGUAGGACCGGUGCUAGUGAUGAAGAAAAAUCUUGAAUUGAACCAAGUUUUUUCAUUCAUGAUCCCUUUCACCAUCGAGAUGUGGCUUACCAUGGCAUCUAUGACUGUUUUCACUUGUUUUGUUAUUUGGUUAGUUGAAUGUAGAGGUGGUAAUGAAUCUGGUGAUUUGCCUUUUAGACAAGUUAGAGCUAUCUUCUGGUUCCCUUUUGCGAUUCUCUUCUACGGAGUACAUAGAGAAUCACCCAGGAACAGCUUAACCUAUUUUGUGCUUGCCCCAUGGUUAUUACUGAUUCUGGUUGUGGCUUCAACCUAUACAACGAGUUUUACUUCCAUGAUAACAAGCUCAGAGACUGAGACAUCUUGCUUAGAUAUAGAAGAUCUCAAGAAAACAAAUGCUAUUAUCGGUUGUGAUGAGGAUUCUUUCAUCUUCCAGUUUCUAGUGGAGUACCUUGGAUUUCAACCAAAGAAUAUCAAGAACUUUACUCAAUCUUCAAUCGAUGAUUAUGCGAAGGCUCUAUCAAGAGGAAAUAUAAAGGCUGCCUUUUUUUUAACUCCUUAUGCCGAUAUUUUCCUUGCAAAAUACUGCAAAGGUUUCCAGUCAUGGAAGCCAGCCCGUAACCUACGCGCUUCUGCAGUUGUGUUUCCACGGGGUUCUGCUUUAGUUUCAGAUAUGUCAGAGGGGAUGCUGCGAUUAAUGAGCAGCGGGAAAUUCAAGCAAAUGAAGGAAGAGAUGCUAUCUUUUGCGGAUUGUUCGAGUUCAACGAUUGAUGGCACCAUAAAACGAGGAAUAGGACCGGGGCCUUUCUCAGGCUUGUUUAUUUUAUCAGGCGGGGCAUCUGCAAUCGCAAUGUUAAUCACUGUGGUUCGUCCGAUGAAAAGACGUUGGGAGAGCUUCAUUCAGGGAAUGUUGAUGGGUAGAGGACUUUGGGUGUGGCUGACAACUCUGUUUUUUCAAAGCCAGAGGAGAAAUGAGCUUCAACUAUCAAGCAUAAGCUCCACUUCCCAGACACAACUCAGCAGCUCUUAGCAUAUAUAUUAUCCUGUAAACUAAGUACUAGUAAUUAGCUAUCAAACAUAUAUAUAUAUAUAAAAAAAAAAAAAGAAUCCAGGGGUUAGAUUUCAUUUCCCUUCGCUUUGAUUAGCAUUAUUACACGAGUUGCCACUGGUCCCUGGACCCAUAUGAUAAAGGAGAUGUGAAGUAUAUAGCUUGCAUGUUUGUCAAUAUUAAGUUUGUGUAUCUCCAGAAUGUCUCUGAUCUAUGGGAUGAAUAACAUCGUGAACUAUAUGAAGCAAAGAAUAAUUCCGGGGAAGAGGAUAUAGUUUCAGAACGAACUGCUGGCUAAGUGCCGGCUGUACGUCUGUCAGCAACCAAUAAGAAUAAAGUCAAACCAUAUAAUUUUUCUUAUUAAAUAAAAGAUCGAAACACCGAGAAAGGUUUAAUGUUGACCCAAAAUUGGUUCUUCCAUACCACUUGGCUUACAAAUUGGUUCCAUUUUAUGGCUUUUGUGACAAUUGGUGGAGGAAGUUACCGGCAAUGUCAGUAUCAAUUUUCUUUCGAGCACUCUAUUUUUUUUAGUCCUGCAAAGAAGAUUUCAUAAAGAAUCUAUGCUACGAUGGACCCACUGAGGCCUGGAAAGAUUCUUAUGGGAUUUGAUUAUGAUUUCGAAAAGUUUUUUUCUCAAAAACCAUUUUUACAGUAACUCCUAGUCGAGCCAAAUAAGCCUGUGGCAAGUCAAUUUUAUCAAGAACAAGCAAUCACUCUACAUUCUCU
This is a messenger RNA of Durio zibethinus, 3269 nucleotides long. The record is from RefSeq and is a predicted model, not a curated record. NCBI's taxonomy places the organism in Eukaryota, Viridiplantae, Streptophyta, Magnoliopsida, Malvales, Malvaceae.